UUACGUUUUACAGAGUCAGAUGAGAACUAUUGUCGCUGGCCCGACCCCGAUGAUUCAUCCGGACCCUGGUGUUAUUAUGAAGAUGAAUCUGGAAACAUAGAAAAAGAAUUUUGCCAUAUUGAGCCAUGUUCUGUUCAUGCUGGAUGUUUGACAGGAAACGGUUACACAUACCGCGAUAAAGCUUCAUAUACCCGAAGUGGACAUCGCUGCAUCUCGUGGAAUGAAGUACAUCGGUUUGGUGUGAACAUAACAUUUUCCGGUGACGAGCUUGAAGAGAACUUUUGCAGAAACCCAGAUAAUGCAUCAGCGCCCUGGUGUUACUACCAAUACGAUGGCUUGAUAAAGAGAGAUUUCUGUAGGAUUGAUACGUGUACAUCCACCGCCCUGUCUCGGUUCACACGCCAUCCAAACUCGUACAUAUCUAACCUUAACAAUGUGUUCAUACGGGAUCCAGAUAUGACAGAAGAAAUGUGUGCCGAAAAGUGCCUGGAAACUACUUCGUUUGUAUGUCGAUCGUUCGAGUACCGUUUCAUUAGGCCUUGGGAUGACAAGAAAUGUGUAUUAUCAAACGAAAGUCUCUUCACAACAGGAAUGCAGCACUCCCCUGCUCACUAUCCUACAAUUGAUCUUUUUACAAGGAAAGAAACGAUAUGCGAUGCUUAUGAGGACAAACGACGAUUAUAUCCAGAUGAGUGUCCACUACCACUUGGAUUAGAAACUGGAGUUGUAUCGGACAGUCAAUUAAGUGCGUCGAGUAGUUAUGAUGAAAACCACCAACCAGCAAAUGCGAGACUCAAUGAUGCAUCAGGAUGGAUGGCCAACGACACUGAAAGCGGACACUGGAUUCAAGUGUCGUUCAGAAAACGUAUGAAGAUCACUGGAAUCCUUACACAGGGCGGCGGUGAUGCGUAUGGCUGGAUUGAGAAGUUUAUGAUUCGCUAUAGCCUUAACGGAAAGAAUUGGUGGAAUGUUAAGUUAUAUAAGUCAAGAAACGGUGAAUUUGGAAAUCUUCAAGAUCAGAACUUUACAGCUAAUGGAGAACCUGAUUGUCUGGCGAAGACUUUUUUCGAGCCCCCAAUUUGGGCGAAUUAUAUUCGACUUUACCCUCUUCAGUGGUUCAAGCACAUCGCCUUGCGGUUAGAGCUCAUUGGUUGUAUCGACGAUGCUUGUAACAGCCCCCUUGGACUAAUAAAUGGACAUAUAAAAGAUAGUCAAAUACUAGCGUCGAGUACACUUAAUACGGAAAACAACGGGCCAGCUGCUCGACUGAAGCCAUAUGGCCGGUCAGGCAAUGGAUGGAUACCAGCACUGAAUGACCGUCAGUGGAUUAGGGUCGAGUUACACGAAAAGUAUACUGUCACAGCAAUAGCAACGCAGGGAUGUGAGAAAACCUACCAAUGGGUGACUAGUUACCAACUUAGUUGUAGGGCAAACGGAGGAUGGAUUCCAUAUCGAGAAACUAACGGAGCACUGAAGGAAUUUCAGGCAAACACGGAUCCAAGACACAUUAAAGUGAAUGUAUUGAUCCCGAAUAUUCAAGGACAUCAAGUGAAAAUCAUACCGACUACAUGGACUGGCGGUGUCUGUCUGAAGCUAGAACUCAUUGGAUGCCCUUAUUCUUUAUGCAAUAGACGACUUGGGAUUGAAUCUGGUGAAGUUGCAGAUGCGCAAAUGACAGCGUCGUCAAACUAUUAUUACUUGCCACCUUCUCAUGCCCGUUUGCAUUAUGAAACGUGGACAGGUAGCCAAAGUAAUCGCUUUCGAUCGUGUUGGGAGCCUCGCUACCAAGAACCCAACCAGUGGCUACAGGUUGAUUUGCUUGAGUUGCAUACCAUUACUGGCGUAGUAACGCAAGGUAGUGGCGACGACCACGACUUGUCCUGGAUUUACAGGUAUACAGUGCAGUACCUGAGCAGAUAUAAGCCGGAUGUUUGGAAUUAUUACAGAACGCUUGAUGGUGCAAUAAAGAAAUUUCAAUCGUUUGCGGAUAACAAUACACCGUUACAGCAUUCCUUAGAGCGUCCGUUCGUAACACAAAAGAUUCGAAUUGGUCCAACGGUAUGGGAGGGCUAUGGCCCUUGUCUUCGACUUGAACUAAUAGGCUGCCGAUUACGUGAAACUGGAGAGAUAUGCGGUGGAACAAGAGUUAGAUUUAAGGGACAAUGCAUAGGAGCAGUUUCUAAAAUUUCAGACAUAAAAUGUCAGGAUAUUUUCAGAGAUGAAGACCAAUUCAUAGAAUCAAGAACGACAUCAGGAAUGUUCAGCUUCUUUGGAUAUCCACCAUUCUAUGAUGCCGGCACUUUCUGUCAUUUUCGCAUUAUUGUCAGGAGGGGCAAUCAUAUCAAGUUUACUCUGAUUUGGUCGAAUCUUCGACAAGAUGCUGAAACGUUGCAAUGUAUUGAUAAGUUGAUCGUCACCGAUCGACACCCAGCCAUGGGUGUUAUCGAGCGCGGUAUAAUAUGUGGUGUACAGAACGAUUUCAAUGCUAUAUCCCUGACCAAUCAAAUAGAUUUUAAGGUUGAAAUACAUGAACUGACACCAGAUAUGCCAAGUAGCAUUAGUUUUGUAAUUUCGUACCAGGAAAUGGAGGGUUCAGAGGACCUCGAGGAAGAGUGUACGGACAUUGCGAUUUACACAAAUUCGUCAGGAACUGUAGAAUCCCCAAACUUUCCAAGCAAACUCAAUCCAUUCAGCUUCUGUAUUUAUAAAAUUCAAGCGAGCCCAGGAAAAUUCAUAAUACUCAACUUUACUGAUUUUCUGAUACCAAAAAAUGCUUACAGCGGAUCAUGCAUUAAUUUCAUCUCCAUUUUUGAGUGUGAUGGAAGUAGUCAUCUACUGAUACGUCACUGUGGAGAUGACCCACCAUUGUUGAUAUCGAACUGUUCUUGUAUUGUGAUUUUUUAUCAUACUGGGCUAAACGUCGACAGUUACGGAUUUUCUGCCAUGUACAAUGAAGUUGAUAUCCCUGGUUGUGGUUUCUCUGGCGACUCAGUCAACCACAUAUGCAACGCACCGGCCGCUUAUAUAUCAACACCAAAUUACCCACAUGGUUACCACAACGGUGCUCGAUGUUCCUGGUUGAUAACUACGCCUCCUGGAACUUUUAUUAAUCUUACAUUUGUUACGUUUGAUGUUGAAGGAGACGCCUCAUGUUCAACUGAUUACAUCAAAGUAUUCGAUGGAGAUUCAAUUGAAAGUAAAUUACUACAUACGUUGUGCAAUGCACAUCCUCCAACUUACAAAAUUCUAAGCAGUUUCAACAAAGCUUUCCUCGUAUUUUCUUCGGAUACUAGAAUAAGUGGAGACGGAUUUUUGGUAGAAUACCAUUCGCAUUAUUUCACAGCACAUACACCUAUAUAUUUUUCAUCUAAUAUCAAUACAGAUGUAAGGUGCCCACAAAGCUGGGACAUUUUUAAUGGCAAUUGCUACCGUAUGUUCAAUGAAAAAAGACAGCUAACAUGGUUUGAAGCGGAACUGGCGUGCCGUACCAAUAAAUCAUUUUUAGUUAGCAUACAAUCAGCACAAGAAAUGGAUUAUCUCCACACAAAGAUAACAACUAACUGGACUGCUAAUUUUUCAUACACGGAAGACGGUAUCUAUAUUGGCCUGACAGACGAGAUCGCUGAAGGUCGUUUUGUUUGGACAGACGGCAGCCCUUUAUCCUAUACUGACUGGUCAAGAAAGUAUAGCUCCGAAUGGACAAACAGCCAACCAGAUGGAUUCACGUCAGAGAAUUGCGGACUUAUCAUGAUAGCGAAUAUACAUUCAACCAACCAUUGGCACGAUGUCCCAUGCGCUAGGGAACACGCCCACCGUUAUAUUUGCAAGAAAACCGGGAUAUUAAAAGGUCAGACCAACACUGAAGUACCCUUAACUUUCGAGACGGUUAAUGUUAUGGAAUACGCAUAUGAUUAUGGAAACUUUUGUGGAGAAAACCAUUUCCUUUGUGAUAACGGCGAAUGUAUUCUGAAGCCAAGUGUCUGUGAUGGAUACGCACAUUGUAUUGACAACAGUGAUGAACUGCAUUGUUGGAACCACAGUAAUGAUUCACAAAAUGUUAUAUAUUUUGACUGUGACACUAAUGACGAAAAUAUUCCGAUUAGCCGUGUUUGUGACUUUGUCACUGACUGUAUGGAUAGCUCAGACGAAUCGAGUUGUGUGCAUUCGGUCUGUAAUGAAAGUCAUUUUCAGUGUGAAAACGGUCAAUGUAUUCCAGCUGCUGCCAGGUGUAAUCUCAUUAGUGACUGCGUUGAUAAAUCGGAUGAAAUAAACUGUGAUAUCUGUAACCACAGCUUUCAAUGCUAUGAUGGAACUUGCCAGCCGAAUGAAGCAGUUUGUGAUGGGUACAAAAGCUGCACUGGUCAGUACUGGGAAGACGAGCAAAAUUGCGACUAUCAUAAACAAGGAUUUAAGUGUCCCGACAACGAGUUACAGUGCAACAAUGGUGCUUGUAUGAAUCAACGAGACGAAUGCAUUUAUGACUUAACAGUAGAUGGAUAUCAAAAAGGCUGUAAAGAUGCUACACAUCUUAGAUACUGCGAAUCAUUUCAAUGUCCGGAAAUGACGCUUAAAUGUCCUGGAUCAUACUGUAUCCCCCAACUGUUAAGAUGUAAUGGUGAAAUUGAUUGUCCUGAUGGAAGUGAUGAGUAUGCAUGUGAUUCUUUUGCAUGUCCCGGGAGCUACCGAUGCCGAGACAGUUUUUGCAUUUCUCAACAAAAUGUGUGUGAUGGUACGAGACACUGUCCCCAUGGUGAUGAUGAGCUGUACUGUGAUGUUGAUUGUCCUGAUGGCUGUAAUUGUAUUGGAUAUUCUGUAUCGUGCGUCGGAGCCGACUGGAAUCGCGACGCUGCUGUCCAGCUCCCUAUAAAAGCAAGAGCUCUGAAUUUGAGCAGUAUAAUUUCACAAUCAAGACAGCGAAGGAACGUGGUAGCUAGCAAGACACUCAGCGAUGUCCGGUAUAUUGACAAUUUCACGGUGUUAUUGAACCUGAAUUUGAGCGACGGUAUAAUUUCACAAUCAAUAAAGCGAAGAAAUGUGGUAGAUGGCAAGACCCUAAGCGAUAUCCUGUAUAUUGAUAUCAACAAGUUCACAAUGUUAUUAAACCUUGACUUAUCAAGUAUCGGUUUGGAUAUUGUCAUCCCUGGAACCUUCUCAAAUUUACACAAUCUUCGAAAACUACGCCUCGCUAACAACAACAUUAUGCAUCUAAGCAACGGUUCAUUUUUAGGUCUUUAUCAACUAACUAAAAUUGAUCUAAGUGGAAACCCAAUACAAGUCAUCAAAAGUGGUGCAUUCCGAGGUAUGCAGAGCAUUCUGUCACUCUCCCUUGAAAAUAUGCUUUUGAAAGAUUUGCCUGAUAAUGCAUUUAUGGGCUUGAACAAUUUAACAAAGCUGUCACUGAGGAACAGUAGUUUGGUGAAAAUUGCAACAGGUGCAUUCAGCAAUCUUCAGCAAACAACCUAUUUAGAUAUAUCCGAGAAUGAAGGUAUCAGUGAGUUUGGAGAAAACGUAUUCGAAGGAUUGGACAAUUUGGAAACACUAAUAUCAGAUGAUUUUUUGUUUUGUUGUCUGAUUGGCGAGAUAUCCAGAUGUGAACCAGAACCUGAUGAAUUUUCCUCCUGUGAUGAUCUUAUGCGGAAUCAGGUUUUACGGGUCUUCAUGUGGCUUCUUGGCUUUGGAGCGUUGGUUGGAAACUUCUUUGUAAUCGUUUGGCGGUGUCACCACAAAGAGCGCAACCAAGUUCAGGGUAGCUUAAUAUUGAAUCUUGCCAUCUCUGAUUUUAUGAUUGGCACGUACAUGAUAAUAAUAGCAAGUGCUGAUAUGUAUUUCCGCGAUGUAUAUGUAUUACAUGCUGAAGAUUGGAAAAAGAGCUUUAUUUGUCACUUAUCUGGAUUUAUUUCUGUUAUUUCGAGUGAAAUAUCCGUUCUUACACUGACAACAAUAAGUAUUGAUCGCUUAAUCUGCAUUAGAUUUCCAUUUAGUAAGUUCCACAUUGGACCAUGCUCUGUAAAAUUUAUCAUCGUUUUCCAAUGGCUAUUCUUGAUAACAUUAGCCGGGGUGCCAUUUGUCUCUGAGAAGUUAGCAGCCGACUUUUACGGACGCUCAAGCGUCUGCUUAGCAAUACCGCUGACAAGCGAUAGACCAAACGGCUGGAUUUAUUCUGUGUUUAUCUUUGUUGUGCUGAACUUAAUUUGUUUCUUUGUCAUCCUGUUCUGCUACGCAUCAAUAUACUUCAAAUUCAAAGAGUCCGCAAAAACGGUGGCAUCAAACACGGCAAAGCCUCCAUCCGCUGAAAAGAAGCUGGCGAUCAAGAUGGCGUUCAUUAUAUCUACUGACUUCUUCUGCUGGGUUCCAAUCAUUACAAUGAGUAUACUCUCUCUCUCUGGUACAGUGAUGAUCCCCGGUGUAAUGUACGCGUGGACUGCCGUGUUUGUUCUGCCUCUGAACUCUUCGUUAAACCCAUACAUAUAUACUUUAUCGACCAUCAAGUUCAAAAAGAGAAAAACCUCUACUUCCUGCUCUGAAAUGUCACGAUAUACUUUAAAACAAAUGGAUUCAGACAGUUGUAUGCGGUCAACAACAUUAAAUCCAGAUAUUCAAGAUCGUUUCACAAAAAUGCUGCUUCGUGAGAUCGAACGAUACCAUGUGGUACCAAUGAUAAGUACCAUCUCAAAGCGACCGUUUCUUCUAUCGCAAUACAUGCAAAGUUCCAAUAAGGUUUUAUGUGAGGAAGACAUCAAUGCAUUUGAAGAGGAUCUUAACACAGCUCUUUCCUUUGUGCACCGGAAUGGUCUUGUGCAUGGCUCAGUCAAUGAACAUUCAAUUUUAGUGCAAGCAGGCUCACCUCGCCGAGCUUACUUGAUACUCACCAAAGAAAAGACUCAAGAACAGGGAAGUGUUGACAGUGGGUCAACAAAGAUCGAUGAGGAACAACUAGCAGAGCUUCUAAAAAGAUUGCGGGAACCAACCGACGCAGUCUAGACUGGUAGUAUUGGAUGUUAUAUCAACCCAGUAAUCUUUAAUAGAGCAUACAAAAAUUGACAUUGGUUCCUUCAGAGGCAGUUCUCUGGUUAUUGGAUUCAAAGGAAUCGUAUCAACAAUGUCCAACCUUCUUUUCUCCCAAGUUAUCUAGUCAUAUCUCAUAAAUGUACUCUUCCACUAUAAUACUGAUAGGUUACCAAUCCAAAUAUGACAGAAAAUACUGUGCCAUACGUUACUGCAGCAGCACAAAAGGUAUAUACUGUACAUUGAAGAGAGUCCUUUCCAUCGCAAAAUUGUUCUGCGAUGGAAGUGCGCAGAAUGUAAUUGAUAGGAAAAACGACAUGUACCCAUUGCAACUUGGUUGGGCGAAAAAAAAAAGCAUUUACACUCUGUCUACACAGAACGAAUAUUAAAAAAUCGUCAAGAUCAAAAAAAUAUAUAUACGCAAGUUUGUGUGAUGUCGAUUUGUUAAGUGAAGUAUUAGCUGCCAAAAUUCGAUUAGAAUUUGGCUAAAUUUUGGUCGAUAUUGUAAACAAAUUUUGGCUGUAAGGUGGCGUGUCUCGAAACUGGUCUUUACCAAUGCACAAAGCUUUCUACACUAAAUCAAAAUUAGAUUCAUAAUUUUCAUUUUUGUCUGUUUAAAAAAAAAUGUGUGUUCUAUCAUAUACAAGACAGUUUUUACUCUUGUAUCAAUGACCGUGUAUGGUAGAUCUGAAACUUACCAAUUUACAAUAUUUAGAAGCAGCAUAGUGGAUAUCUCAUUUGGAGGCCAGAAUACAGUUUAGAGUAGUACUGUAUAUAUUUUACACGGCUAUAGAACGCCAGCGUUACUCAUUCAACAUUGGUGGCCAAGACCUACUGUAGCUGAAUUUGAAUAGUCAACUCCAUUUUGCAGCUUGAUUUUUAUAGUGUGGUAUAAAUUGCAGAGGUGUUUUGCAAUGCACUGUUUAGUACGUUCAAUUUCAUCCAUCCUACAUCUUAUUAUCUUAGACUAAUUUUCAGUUUACACAGAUUGUAUGAAUAUAUAGAUUAUUCUAAAGCCUAAAAUAUCUCAGAUUCUCAAUCGAAUCCACUACUGUAUAUAGAAAAUUUAGUGAAAAAGGGGCAUGCCUUUUGAGCACAAAUACUGUGUUAAGUAAACAAAUGACAGUAACUUUCAAAAAAUUAAUAUAUGCUCUAUUGUUUAAAUACUUGUUAUUGGUGCUUGUAUGGUGCUUUUCCUUGAGGUUAAGAAGAGCUUUUUAUCGCUCUGUUUAAGUAUUGCUGCCGUAUCAGCACAGUAGCAGGCAACCCCACCAGGCACCCAUUUUAUACUCCUGGGGUUGGGGAGUAUCAUUGCAUAAAGUGCUUUGUACAAAUACACAAGUAAAUUACUUAAUUAUUACUGAAAUGUAAAGUGCAACUUUCAUCCACACAGUACAAACAAAUGGAUUGUACAUUUUAAAAUUAAUUUUUUAAAUAAAAUAUUUAAUCAUCAUAAUACAAGCAAUAUUUGGGCUAAUAUUUUAUAUUAAAUUAAAAAAAAGGAAUCUUACCAUAUUCAUAUAGA
Messenger RNA from Anneissia japonica, 8530 nucleotides. RefSeq lists its product as uncharacterized. Gene Ontology annotation, biological process: G protein-coupled receptor signaling pathway. The annotation marks the transcript as partial. Gene Ontology annotation, molecular function: protein binding; G protein-coupled receptor activity. NCBI's taxonomy places the organism in Eukaryota, Metazoa, Echinodermata, Crinoidea, Comatulida, Comatulidae. The record is from RefSeq and is a predicted model, not a curated record. Gene Ontology annotation, cellular component: membrane. The transcript is spliced from 42 exons.